Messenger RNA from Saprolegnia diclina VS20, 881 nucleotides. RefSeq names its product AUR protein kinase. The coding region runs from base 164 to 796 and encodes 210 amino acids. The transcript is spliced from 3 exons. Gene Ontology annotation, biological process: protein phosphorylation. Lineage: Eukaryota; Oomycota; Saprolegniomycetes; Saprolegniales; Saprolegniaceae. The record is from RefSeq and is a predicted model, not a curated record. Gene Ontology annotation, molecular function: protein kinase activity; ATP binding.
GGGUUGCUACCCACGCCCCUUUUCGGAAGGCGGCACGUUGCUCGAUUAUGACGACUUUGAAGACUACGCACCAAUUGCGACGGGCAAGACCACUACCGUGUUCAAGGCCACACACUGUCCGACUGGCACUGCUGUCGCCAUCAAGGCGAUCGUGCGCGCGUCGAUGACGUACGGCGCGUGUGUGAACUUUCGGCGGGCGGUCGAAUUUGGUUUUCACAUUCAAGAUCCCGCAGUCGUGCCUGUCUUUGGGUGGUUUUACACCGCCGACAAAGUAUUUAUCGUGACGGAGUACUGCGCCAUGGGCGACUUGAACGACGUUUACCCGGCGCCAGGUCCCGUUGCGCCGCUGGAAGUUGCCAAGGUUGCUUGCCAGCUGGUCCAAGGCCUCAAGACCAUCCACGGCAACGGGGUCGCUCACCGCCGCCUCACGUUUGACAACAUUCUUGUCACGGAAGACGGCAAGGUGAAGAUCGCAAACUUUAGUGGGGCCGCUCGGGGCAAGCGGGUCUCUCUCCCGGGCCCCAACACUAACCCACCCAAGGAAAUGAAGUCGGACAAGUGCCACUCGACACCGGUGGACUUGUGGAGCCUUGGCAUCGUUCUUUUCACCCUUCUCACGGGGGCCGCUCCGGUCACUGACGGCGAGGGUGACACGCUGUUGCCCCUCAAUUUCCCCGACGACAUGUCGGUCGAUGGCAUCGACUUGAUCUCCCAGAUCCUCGUCGACGACGAGACGAAGCGACUCUCGCUCAGCGCCAUUGAGGCACAUGCGUUCCUCGCCUUGGGCAACAAGUAGUAACUACCUUCUUCAACCCGAGGCUACCAUUUGCUACGCGUAUUCCCUGUGCCAAAUGUAUAUCAAGGUGCCAACCGCUCACUCG